This is a messenger RNA of Aricia agestis (brown argus), 1812 nucleotides long. Its product is annotated as transmembrane protease serine 9-like. The record is from RefSeq and is a predicted model, not a curated record. The annotation marks the transcript as partial. Gene Ontology annotation, molecular function: serine-type endopeptidase activity. Lineage: Eukaryota; Metazoa; Arthropoda; Insecta; Lepidoptera; Lycaenidae. The transcript is spliced from 14 exons. Gene Ontology annotation, biological process: proteolysis.
UUCAGAUUGGGAAAAAUAUUAAGACAGGUUACAACUUUUUUCUUUCGCUCGGUGUACCAAAAACCUCCACAAUUCCACUUUAGGUACCGAUUCUCAACAACACCACCACCACCAACAACAACAACAACAUCAACACCCGAACCUCCAGCAUCAUCUUGCCGAGACUGCAGUUGUGGUGAGCGCAAUGAGGACCUCCGAGUGGUGGGUGGUACGGAGACGGACGUGAACGCUUACCCGUGGACCACCAGGCUGAUCUAUCACAACAGCUACGGCUGCGGAUCAUCGCUCAUCAACGACAGAUACGUCAUCACUGCGGCUCAUUGUGCGCAAGGGUUCAUGUGGUUCAUGUUUCGUGUGAAGUUCGGUGAACACAACCGCUGCGAGUACAAGAAGGACGAGUACCCUAUGAUCCGGUACAUCACGCGCAUGUACGUCAACAACUUCACCAUCACCCACCUGACUCAUGACCUCGCGCUGCUGAAGUUGAACAAGCCCGUGCAGUACUCGCAUCGAGUUCGCCCCGUGUGCCUGCCUAAACCAUCUCAUUACGAGGAUUCUCUCUUCGUGGGGACGAUGGCGACAGUGGCUGGUUGGGGGGCGAUGUCUGAGGGUGGGAACUGGUCGUGUACGCUGCGAGAGGCCCAGCUGCCGGUACUAAGCAACUACGAGUGCAAGAACACCAAGUAUAAUGAGUCCAAGAUCCAGGAGGGACAUCUGUGCGCCGGAUAUCCCAAUACCGCGCAUGUGGAUGGAUGCACUGGUGAUAGUGGAGGUCCGUUGAUUGCUGAAAACAAAGACCACGCUUACGAUUUGAUUGGUGUCGUCUCAUUUGGUUACGGUUGCGCAAGAAAAGGCUUUCCGGGAGUAUACACAAGGAUCACCAAAUACCUGGACUGGAUUAAAGAACACACAGAUGAUGCCUGUUACUUGAUAGUGAUUGGUGAGGAGAUAGAGUAUACUACGGAUGAUCCCUACUUGCCAGUUGACACAGAAGAUUUCACAGCAGAACCCGAUGGUUUCGAUAAUAUGAAUAACGAACGAUACAGGUGCAAUUGUAGAUGUGGGGAGAGGAAUGAAGCGCCGCGCAUCACGGACGGCGUGGAGACGGCAGUGAACGAGUUCCCGUGGGUGGCGCGACUGUCCUACUUCAACACCUUCUACUGCGGCGGCACACUCAUCAACGACAGAUAUGUCAUGACAGCAGCUCAUUGUGUCAAGGGAUUAAUGUGGUUCAUAAUAAAGGUGACAUUGGGGGAGCACAACCGCUGCAAUAAGACUUACAAGCCAGAAACACGUUUUGUGGUUGAGGUGGUUGCCCGGAAUUUCACGUAUACCACAUUUAAGGACGACAUCGCACUCCUAAAACUUAACGACUGGGUCGGUGUUGGGGACACGAUCAAGCCUAUAUGCCUACCACACAGCGACGAAAAGGAUUACGUGGGAGUAAAAGCUAUUGCUGCAGGUUGGGGUUCCACAAACGAAAAAGGCAAUCAUUCCUGUGUUCUAUUAGAUGUUGAGCUACCGGUACUCAGUAACAAGGAGUGUAAGAACACAAAGUAUGACUCGGAGAUGAUAGACAGCGCUAUGUUAUGCGCAGGUUUUCCAGCAGAAGGAAAAAAAGAUACCUGCCAGGGUGAUAGUGGUGGACCUUUGACAGCCGAAAGAGAAGAUAAAAGAUACGAGCUUUUAGGUGUCGUCUCAUGGGGAAUCGGCUGUGGCCGGCUUGGCUACCCCGGCGUCUACACGAGGGUCACUAAGUUCCUGUACUGGAUACGACACAACUCUAGAAAAGGCUGUUUUUGUGCCGACUAA